AUGUAUCCUGGCCAAAAGUCCAAAAGUAUCUACAGCACUGUGCCAGAUAUUUCUGGUUACUCGGAGUCCCCAGAGCCUCGAGAUAUGAGAGGCCUGACCGAUAUCCCCACCAGCGCUUCAUCCAACUCCCAAAUGUCCGCUCUUCAGCAGAUGGACUUUAUGGACGUGCAACCAGAUCCUCGGUCCUUCCUAUCCCCAGUGCAUUAUUGCACCAGAAGAAGAAGAUCAACAGACACCGAUAUAAUGGGCUCUCAAUACGCAUGGUCUACCGCGUCCAACGCAGAGAUUCACUCAAAUUCUCCUCAUAUGCCCUCAUUUGACGCCUCCAUCGGACCCACCACAACGCCCUUCAUACAAGCUUGUUACUCCCCGGAAUCUGCACAGCUAGCUAUGAGCGACCCAGGCAUGUCGGGCUAUACGUCCCAGCAAAUUGACAAAUGGUGCAUCGAGAGCGAACCAGCUGGAGACAUCUACCAGUCACAACCUUUCCCAAACAUGGGCUCUAUGCGCUUUCCGCCAUCAGUGGAAGUACAACCAGAGCGCUACCCAGCAUUCAAUAGCCAACUGAACACUGCGAACGAGCAGUGGCUUUCUUACCCACCCCAUUCCUCUGAUCAGAUCCCAGAAACCUUCUUCUCAAUGCCCCGAUCCGUCUCAGCUCCUCGAUCAGUCCCAGCUCCACCAAUUCAUCUCUACCAAUCCACCGCUACGCCCACCUCAGUUUCUUCAUCGCCAGCACAUUCCAUAUACGACCCAGAUUCUCCACCAACGGCACCAGGCUCGGCCUCCGGCUCAGGCUCCAACUCCAACGCAGGUGAUCUAAGCAACUAUGGCAUCCCAACGGGUGACGGCAACUGGCGCUGCGCCCAUCCAGGCUGUUCCUCAAAAUCCCUCUUCCAUCGAGGCUGUGAUCUGAGGAAACACUUCAACCGCCACCGCAAGUACCUAUUCUGUCGCUAUGAGGGUUGUCCUCAGUCUGCGAAGAAUGGAUUCAGCAGUAAGAAAGAUCGUGCUCGUCAUGAGGCGAAGCAUAACCCUGGAGUCCUUUGUGAGUGGAAAGGCUGUGGGAAGGUCUUCAGUCGUGUCGACAAUAUGAAAGACCACGUGAGAAGAAUUCAUCGGAAAGGGGAGGCUGGAAAGGCUUGA
Messenger RNA from Penicillium concentricum, 1146 nucleotides. Its product is annotated as putative C2H2 transcription factor. The transcript has a single exon. NCBI's taxonomy places the organism in Eukaryota, Fungi, Ascomycota, Eurotiomycetes, Eurotiales, Aspergillaceae. The coding region runs from base 1 to 1146 and encodes 381 amino acids. The record is from RefSeq and is a predicted model, not a curated record.